AUGAACAAGAUUACCUCGGUCAGAGAUCGGGUCUGGUCACGACGAGAGAUCGAGGCGCUGAUAGCGGAUGGGAGAAAGAUAUUCAUAAUAGAUGGACGAGUGAUCAAGGCCGAUGCAUGGGCCCCUUUCCACCCUGGAGGCGACAAGGCCAUCCUGCACAUGGUUGGAAGAGAUGGAACAGACGAAAUCCGAGCCCUACAUUCUCUCGAAGCUCAAGCACAUAUGCAGAAAUUUGUCAUUGGAAGAGUCGAGGGUCGUUGGAUCAAUUUCCUGCCUCCCAUCCAGGGCGGACAUUUCAGACCCUUUCUCCAGGAGGAAGAACAUGAGGAUGAUAACGGCUCGCAGACCGAUGGUGGACUCAGCAGCUCGAACAGCAGCACUCCACCAUCUCCUAUCUUCGAUGCUAUCGAUUCGGAAGUCCGCAAGCGCACAUCGAGCUCAUCCGCAUCAGCGGUCUCGGAAUUCGAAUCCACAACUAUCAGACCAGACCCCAUCCAGACGAAACUUUCUGCGGAAAAGGCCUCUGAUAUCCUAAAAUACCCUUCCCUGGACUACACCUCUCAAGAUCAGAUUGUCGCCAAAUACCGAGAGCUCGACGCACGCAUCCGCGCUGCUGGACUGUACAAGUGUCCUUACUGGUCGUAUGGUAUCGAGUCCUGCAGGUACUUGUUUCUGUUCGUCUCCGCGCUCGUAGCCCUGCAUUACGGCCACUACGCCAUCUCUGGAGUGUUGAUUGGUAUGUUCUGGCAUCAACUUGUCUUUACGGCUCACGACUCGGGCCACAUGGGCAUUACGCACCACUUCCACGUCGACACCUGCAUCGGUAUCUUCAUCGCCGACUUCCUAGGUGGGUUGUCUAUUGGUUGGUGGAAACGGAAUCACAAUGUCCAUCAUGUUGUAACCAACUCUCCCGAGCACGAUCCUGAUAUCGAGCAUAUGCCUUUCUUCGCGAUUUCUACUCGGUUCUUUGAGAGCCUGCGCUCGACAUACUACAAUCGCGUCAUGGACUUCGACGUUGUAGCUAAAUGGGCGAUUUCUAAACAACAUUGGCUAUACUACCCAAUUCUCUUGUUCGGUCGAUUCAACCUCUACCGCCUGUCCUGGGAGUACCUGUUGCUGGGCCAAGCUCCCAAGAAGGGCCCGGCUUGGUGGACUUGGUACCUCGAGAUUGCAGGGCAAUUCUUCUUCUGGACCUGGUACGGGUAUGGAAUCAUUUACAAAUCCAUCCCCACAGGUUGGGACAGAUUUGUCUUCAUCAUGCUCUCGCACAUGGUCACCAUGCCUCUGCACGUGCAGAUCACGUUGUCCCACUUCGCCAUGUCGACUACAGACAUGGGCGUGCACGAGUCUUUUGCACAGAAAAUGCUCCGCACGACCAUGGACGUCGACUGCCCUACCUGGCUCGAUUUUUUCCAUGGCGGAUUGCAGUUCCAGGCCGUGCACCAUCUAUUCCCGCGCAUUCCGAGACAUAAUCUGCGCAAGGCGCAGAAAUAUGUCAAGGAGUUCUGCGAGGAUACCGGGAUACCCUAUGUGAUUUACGGCUUCGGAGAGGGCAAUAUGGAAGUCAUUAGCCGGCUCGGUGAGGUUGCCAAACAGGUCAAAGUCUUUGAGGAGUGUAGGAAGGCCUGUGCAAAGGAUGUGGUUGAGGGGCAUGGAUUCGAUCACUAA
Molecule: messenger RNA, 1668 nt
Organism: Exophiala xenobiotica
Lineage: Eukaryota; Fungi; Ascomycota; Eurotiomycetes; Chaetothyriales; Herpotrichiellaceae
Exons: 1
Coding region: 1-1668 (555 amino acids)
Biological process (GO): lipid metabolic process
Cellular component (GO): membrane
Molecular function (GO): oxidoreductase activity, acting on paired donors, with oxidation of a pair of donors resulting in the reduction of molecular oxygen to two molecules of water
Source: RefSeq, a predicted model, not a curated record